CAGAGUAAUAAAUGGAGAGCUUUGGUUACAGUGCAUUACCAGCUGAUAAUGGAACUCAUAGAACACCUCUCAGCCAAUCACACUGGGUCACAGGGUAGAAACUAACUGUGAGUGCUCCGCCUCUCAGCGGAAGUGGGAGUUGCUAAGCAACCAGUGUAUCGUAGGAGAGGUAAACAGAGAGAGCAGAGGGAGGAACUAGACUUCAACAUAACAGCAGAACUUAAUAAAACUGCUAAAAAUGUCGGCGCUGUUCAGCUCAAACUCUAUCAGAGCUCCAAUCCAUGACCAGAUCAGCGAACUGCAGAGGAAAAUACAGCUCCUGGAGGGCGAAAGAAGCGCGUUUUUUGAAAGUUCCGAAAACGCCAUAAAGAAGAACAAGGAGACCAUCCUGCAGCUGCGCGAGGAGAACAGGAGACUCAACAUGAGACUGGCACACGCGCUCAGAGGAGAUGAGCAGGAAAUUAAAGAGGUGUUUCAGAGCCGCUCAGAAAAAGCUGCUUUCCGGAACAUGUCCGCAAAGGCAGCAGCGGAGGUCCAAGAUCAGAAGUUGUGUUUUAAGAUGAAGAAGCUAAAUGCAAUGAAACACACCACAAACACACUCCGGCAGCGGCUGGAGGAGCUGAGAACUCAGAAUGAGCAUCUGAAAGAAGAAAGGAGAAACCCCAAGGCUGAGAAGAACACUAAGAAUGAAGUGAACCAGGCUGAACUUCAUCCCCAACAGCACAAUGUGCGUAUGUUGGAAAACCGUCUGGAGAAAGCACAGCUGAAGUGUCAGGGCGCUGAACACAUCACGAAGAGCUACCUAAAACUGAAGGAACAUCUACAGGAGGAGAGCCUGACUUUUGAGCCACGACUGAACGAGCUAGAGGCUGAGAUCCUGCGGCGUAGACAGGAACUCUGCCAACUGCAGGACAUGAAUCACCAGGCCCACCUGGCCAAGGAGGCAGCAAAGGCUGAGCUGCAACAGCAAGAAGAGCAGGUGUAUCAGGAACGGAGGAAGAGGGAGCUGAUCCUUAACCAGUACAAGAAACAGGUGGAGGAACGCCGAGCCCAGGCAGAGAGAGGAGAACGCAGAGCCCAGCGGGUGGCACUGCACCCUGAUGAGCUAAACAGCGAGGCCCAGCGCAGUGCUACAGGAGUUGGGGAGGAAGAAAGAGUACUCUCCAGCUUUGAGGAGGCCUUCCAGCACAUCAGAGAGGCCACUGGAGUGACCAACACACAGGAGGUGGUGGACAGAUUCACCUAUCAGAAGGACACUCAGAAACAUCUCGAGGAGAUGAAGGUGGAGAACGAAGCCAAACUGCAGCAGCUGAAAGAGGAGAGGGACACGCUUGAUGCACAGUUUCAGGAGAUGAAGUACUCAGGAGAGACCAACCUGAGCCGUGCACGGCAGGAGUUGGAAGAGUGUGAGAGUCACCUGCAAACAGAGCAACAGAGACAAAAUGCAGCUAAAGAGAAGGUGGAAUGGCUGACACAAACACUCAGUACUGUCAGCGCUGGAGUGGAGCACCUAACUGACAAACUGCAGAAUAUCACACUGCCCCAGUCUGAUGAGUGUGUGCAGUCGGACACUGAUAAUCGUAUUGUAAAGCUGUUGCUGGAAGCCGAGCAUAAACUGCAGCAUCUGCAAACGGAGCUGCAGGAUAAAGACCCCCACGUACUGAUGAAGGAGAUGGAGGAAGAGGAGUUCCAUGCCAGCAUUGAGGGGAAGCUUCCACAGUACAACACCCGCAUUACACUGCUCGACACCCAGAGAUCUGACCUGUAUGAAGAAGAGGAAAACAGUGGUGAAGAUGAAGGAGACAUCAUCACUCGGACUUCCCUCAAGCGUCAGUCUCAGCUUCUCAUUGACUCCAAAACCAGGAGAAAGACUCGUCUGAGGAAGAAGAGAGGCAAAUUGUGAACUCACUGUGUUCUAUCCAGUAGAUACACUGCCUGGCCAAUAAAAAGUCGCCACCUGGAUUUAACUAAGCAAAUGAUCUGUGGUUGCUGCAAUUGGUCAGGUCUAGGUCCUGUAACAUUAUGUGCUGACUUUUUUUUGGCCAGGCAGUGUAUCUAUCUACAGCUAUAGUUUUAAAAUAUGUAUUCUGUAUUUGUCAUUGCUGAUAGGAAACAUUCAUGCAUCAAAUAAAAAACUCAGAGCAGACUGA
Molecule: messenger RNA, 2150 nt
Organism: Astyanax mexicanus (Mexican tetra)
Lineage: Eukaryota; Metazoa; Chordata; Actinopteri; Characiformes; Acestrorhamphidae
Gene: odad3
Product: outer dynein arm docking complex subunit 3
Exons: 15
Coding region: 239-1903 (554 amino acids)
Biological process (GO): cilium movement; outer dynein arm assembly
Cellular component (GO): cilium
Source: RefSeq, a predicted model, not a curated record